CGCACUGCAACCCAGAUGGGCGGGCGGCGACACAGCUGCGAUUGCAGGGCCGACACACUGAUUCACGACAAGGGUGGCAGAGACACAGACAGCGGUGGCGGCAGACACAGACAUGACACGCGUUUCCGCCCCGCUCCUCGCAGUGCGAAGAGUCGACUCAGCGAGGAAAGUAGCUUCAGAAUGCGACUGAGCAGCAGCAGACAGAUACUAUUCAGCAGCGAAGAAGAGGCUCGGGCUCGCCGAGGAGUCAGCCCAACACUCACCGAACUCAACGACGACUGCCUGCUGCUGAUAUGCGAACGGCUGUCGAUGGGCGACCAGUGGAGUCUGCUGCAGCUGCAGGACGAGCGCCUGGCCGAGCUGGUGCUGCGGAUCUGGAGGCGCAAAUAUGCCCAGCACUUUGACUGGCAGCAGCAGCAAUUAAGCAGCCGUCUGAGUGCCAAAGAGCAGAGUCAACUGCUGCAGCUGCUGAGUGCCCGGACGAGGGCGCUGCUCAACCUGAAUGGCAGCAGCGAUGGCUGUCGCCAGUGGCUGUAUGACCGGAAACGGAAGUGCGUCCACCGGCACAUGCAGUGGCUGAGCUUUGUGGAGAGCGGCGCCUGGCUGCUGCAUCGAUUGCCGGCUGUCUGCCCCAACUUGGUGCACCUGCAGCUGGGUCUGGGCGAAGGCAUAACCCCGGCGGAUCUCCACCUGCUCUUCGGACAGCUGCGGCACCUGCGGCAGUUUGAGCUGCAGCCCGGCUGGAGCUGCCCCCGCUCCUGGACGGCCAUCAAGUAUGGAGCGACAUUGGAGUCGCUGAAGCUGCCGGCGUGCCUGGUGCGUGCCACGGCCACGCAGUUGUUCCAACUGCCCCGACUGCGCCGCCUGACGGGUUUCCUCUGCCACGGGCACACGGACGAUGACAAAGCAAAUGCCGGCGCCACCAUCGCGGCGUGCCUGCAGGCACUGCAGCACAGGAGAGCCUGCCACAUUGUGGGUCUCCGUUUGCAGUGCCAGCUCGAUGCGAGCCUCUUGCGUCUCAUGGCGGCGGCGGGCCCGGGGGACACCUUCCGUCUGCAUCGCUUCGCUUGGCACUCGCAGCUGACGGUGCACUUUGAUGUUGCGGAUGGCAGCAUCAAGUGGCUGCCACAGCAGCCGCGAGUGGCGCACGCCCUGCUGCCCUUCCUCGCCGGCCAGGCGGACAGUUUGCGUGAAUUGGAUUUCACGCGUAAUGUGCAUGCCACGCCCACGUUCCUGUCACUGCUGAGGGAGCACUGCCCCAGGAUGACAGCUACACGGACACCGCACACGGAUCUGGAUCCAGAUACAAGACCGGAUGCUGAUGCGGAUGCGGAUGCAGCGCAGACAAACGAUUUGGCCUUUGUCGCGUUGGAAUUGCAGCACUUGUCUAAUGAACAACGGAAGCGGGCACCGGUUAGAUGCCAGAGCUGAGGCACCGGAUGGCCCAGGGACAGCAAACUGAAUGUCCUUGCUUUCAUUCUCUGUACUUAGAAGUGUUCUACAUCCUGUUUAAGUAUUUAAAAUAUCCACAAAAUAAGUAAUACUCGUAGUAGUGCCAUUAAAACGUCUUUAAGU
Molecule: messenger RNA, 1575 nt
Organism: Drosophila obscura
Lineage: Eukaryota; Metazoa; Arthropoda; Insecta; Diptera; Drosophilidae
Exons: 2
Coding region: 16-1431 (471 amino acids)
Source: RefSeq, a predicted model, not a curated record